Molecule: messenger RNA, 5259 nt
Organism: Oncorhynchus masou masou (cherry salmon)
Lineage: Eukaryota; Metazoa; Chordata; Actinopteri; Salmoniformes; Salmonidae
Product: glutamate receptor 4-like
Exons: 16
Coding region: 54-2762 (902 amino acids)
Biological process (GO): monoatomic ion transport; synaptic transmission, glutamatergic; modulation of chemical synaptic transmission
Cellular component (GO): dendritic spine; AMPA glutamate receptor complex; plasma membrane
Molecular function (GO): AMPA glutamate receptor activity; transmitter-gated monoatomic ion channel activity involved in regulation of postsynaptic membrane potential
Source: RefSeq, a predicted model, not a curated record
CCCCAGACUGUCAUCCUCUUCAAUGUCUCUUAUCAGUUUUUAACCAAAACAAAAUGAGGAUUUCUUGUGACCAGUUUCUAUUGAUAUUGUCUGUCUUUCGGGGACUCACAAUGGGGGCUUUCCCAAGCAGUGUACAGAUCGGUGGCCUAUUCAUCAGAAACACGGAUCAGGAAUACACAGCAUUUCGCCUGGCCAUCUUUCUACACAAUACCAGUCCCAACGCGUCCGAGGCCCCCUUCAACCUGGUGCCUCAUGUGGACAACAUCGAGACGGCCAACAGCUUUGCUGUCACCAAUGCCUUCUGCUCGCAGUACUCGCGGGGCGUCUUCGCCAUCUUCGGCUUGUAUGACAAGCGUUCUGUGCACACACUGACGUCGUUCUGCGGGGCGCUGCACAUCUCCCUCAUCACGCCCAGCUUCCCCACCGAGGGAGAGAGCCAGUUCACGCUGCAGCUCCGGCCCUCCAUCCGUGGGGCGCUGCUCUCGCUGCUCGACCACUACGACUGGAACAAGUUUGUCUUCCUCUAUGACACCGACCGGGGGUACGCCAUACUGCAGGCCAUCAUGGAGAAGGCGGGCCAGAACAGCUGGCAGGUGAGCGCCAUCUGUGUGGAGAGCUUCGACGACGCUGCCUACCGGCGCCUCCUGGAGGACCUGGACCGACGGCAGGAGAAGAAGUUUGUCAUCGACCUGGAGGCCGAGAGGCUCACCAACAUGCUGGAGCAGAUUGUCAGUGUCGGAAAACAUGUCAAAGGCUACCAUUACAUCAUGGCUAACUUGGGUUUUAAGGACAUCAACCUUGAGCGCUUCAUGCAUGGCGGGGCCAACGUGUCAGGCUUCCAGCUAGUGGACUUCAGCAACCCCAUGGUCAUCAAGCUGAUGCAGCGCUGGAACAAGCUGGACCAGAGGGAAUACCCAGGCUCCGACAGCCCCCCGAAGUACACGUCGGCUUUGACCUACGACGGCGUGAUGGUGAUGGCGGAGGCCUUCAGGAACCUGCGUAGGCAGAAAGUGGACAUCUCUCGCAGGGGGAACGCUGGGGACUGUCUGGCCAACCCCGCCGCCCCAUGGAACCAGGGCAUCGACAUGGAGCGCACCCUCAAACAGGUCCGGUUGCAGGGAUUAACAGGUAAUGUCCAGUUUGACCACUAUGGACGCAGGGUCAACUACACCAUGGACGUGUUUGAGCUGAAGAACAACGGACCCAGACGGAUGGGUUACUGGACGGAUUCAGACAAGCUGGUUCUGAUCCAGAAUGAAGCCCUCCUUCCCAAUGAAAUCCUGGAGAACAGAACUGUUGUAGUCACCACUAUCAUGGAGGGUCCAUAUGUCAUGUUAAAGAAGAACUGGGAGUUGUACGAGGGCAACGACCAGUAUGAAGGCUACUGCGUGGACCUGGCCUCGGAGAUUGCCAAACACAUUGGUAUCAAGUACAAGAUCGCUAUUGUACCCGACGGAAAGUACGGCGCCCGGGACCCAGAGACCAAGAUUUGGAAUGGCAUGGUUGGGGAGCUGGUGUACGGGAAAGCGGAAAUCGCUGUGGCCCCAUUGACAAUCACGCUGGUCCGGGAGGAGGUGAUCGACUUCUCCAAGCCCUUCAUGUCGCUGGGCAUCUCCAUCAUGAUCAAGAAGCCCCAGAAGUCCAAACCUGGGGUGUUCUCCUUCCUGGACCCGCUGGCCUACGAGAUCUGGAUGUGCAUUGUGUUCGCCUACAUCGGCGUAAGCGUGGUGCUCUUCCUGGUCAGCCGUUUCAGCCCGUACGAGUGGCACACCGAGGAGCCCGAAGAGGGUACCGACGGUCCGCCCAGCGACCAGCCCCCCAACGAGUUUGGCAUCUUCAACUCCCUCUGGUUCUCCCUGGGUGCCUUCAUGCAGCAGGGAUGUGACAUCUCCCCGAGGUCUCUGUCGGGGCGUAUUGUGGGUGGUGUGUGGUGGUUCUUCACACUCAUCAUCAUCUCCUCCUACACGGCCAACCUGGCUGCCUUCCUCACAGUAGAGAGGAUGGUGUCGCCUAUAGAGAGUGCUGAGGACCUGGCUAAACAGACAGACAUCGCCUACGGUACCCUAGACUCCGGCUCCACUAAAGAGUUCUUCAGGAGGUCAAAGAUCGCGGUAUACGAGAAGAUGUGGGGCUACAUGAAGUCAGCCGAACCGACUGUGUUUACCAAGAACACCCAGGAGGGGGUUGUACGUGUGCGGAAGAGCAAAGGGAAGUACGCUUUCCUAUUGGAGUCAACCAUGAACGAGUACACAGAACAGCGGAAACCCUGCGACACCAUGAAGGUCGGCGGCAACCUGGACUCCAAAGGAUACGGAGUGGCCACCCCCAAGGGUUCACUGUUAAGAACGCCGGUAAACCUAGCCGUGUUGAAACUGAGUGAAUCAGGCGUCUUAGACAAGCUGAAAAACAAAUGGUGGUACGAUAAGGGCGAGUGUGGACCCACGGCCUCAGGAAGUAAGGACAAGUCGUCCCAGGCCCUGUCAUUGAGCAACGUGGCGGGGGUCUUCUAUAUCCUAGUGGGGGGCCUGGGUCUGGCCAUGCUGGUGGCCCUCAUCGAAUUCUGCUACAAGUCCCGGAACGAGGCCAAGCGAAUGAAGCUGACCUUUACGGAGGCCAUGAGGAACAAGGCACGCCUGUCGAUCACAGGCAGUGUGGGGGAGAAUGGGCGCGUCCUGACACCCGACUGUCCCAAAGCGGUCCACUCGGGCCCCUCACUCCGCCAGAGCUCCGGCCUGGCCUUGGUCUCCUCUGAGCUCCCGUGAAAACCAAAAACCUUUCAAGUGCCUUAAAAAUGACCAACCCACAACCACCAUAUACCACAAAGACACAGGACAAACACCACCCAAACCGGACACCACCACCAGUGUGUGGGCAGACAGGGACUAACUAACAUUGUGGAAGUUUUUUUAAUAUAGCAGAAAUUGGGACUUUGCCAUUUGAGUAUGUAGUGAAUCUGUGGCCAUUUUGGAUGGAGUUCUGUGGAAAAGUACCAUCUGUAUUUUUACUGUGUGGCCAAGUGAGGGCUAUUUGUAAUCAAGCUGCCAUUUUUGGGUGCAGAGGUGGAGAUUGCAUCUGAGAUGUUCCACUGAAGACCCUGUGCCAACUUAUCAUUGCGAUCACUGGCGAAGGAAGAGCAGGAGGAAUUGAGAGUGAAGUAAAAUGAAAAAUAAAGGAAGACCAGAAAACUUGAAACUUGUAACUGUGGAUCAUUGGGUUGCUGACUGAAUUGGCAAACUGAAUUACAAUCAAGAUUGUUUUCCAAAUGUGGACAAUUGUUACCAGACGAGAGCAGUGUUCAAAAAACAACUGUCAGACAACAAUCUCACUGAAUAUCAAUAUCUGACAUCAUGUGGAGGUGUGUCUCCCGUUGUCAUCAUGGAGAUAAAAACUAUAAUUAUUAAUAAACUACAAUAACUCUAUUGAUAAUAAUACAUAUAAGAUAAAUAAACUGUGAAGAUUUAGUAAAUAUGUAUAUUCUGUGAAGACGAAGCUAAAGAAAAAAGAUGUUCUGUACAUAGAAGAGACUGUAUAACAUUGCUUGCUUUUUAAACAGAUGUAAAUAGCUGAUUCAGUAGUGGACAAAGGACAGUUCUCUUUUUGUAACCAUCUUUAAAUAAAUAAUUCAUCGCAAUAAUGGAUAAGACGACUAAGACGACGUUGUUGAGAAAGGAGAGACAUUGAGACAGUGUUUUAUUCCUUCAACGUUCAGUUCAGAGCGUCAUGUUCCAUGGGCAUAGUUUCAACUCUGCCCAUCUAGAUACCUGUUCUCUACAUAUUAAUAUAUUCAGCGAUGAAUGUUAAUUAGUCCCAUCCUCAUCCUCGAGCAUCGCCCCCAUCCUCUAGCCACACCCCACACUGUGAGGUCAUAGACCAGAAGUGGCUGAUAGACCGAAUGUUAUGUUUAAAUGCUUUACUUGCGUUUCCACUAGAAAACAAACAAUAUUUUUUGUGUCGUUUGUUCUAUUUUUUGUAACGAUCAAUUACAUUUAAAAUGACUGUCCGUCUCCUGAUUUUUCAAUGUUUUUUCAAUGUUCGCGGCUGUUGAACGUUGAACGUCUUAUCUGGAUAGACAUUUUAGAUAAUUGUGUAUGGAGAGAAUAAUGCAUUUUUUUUAUGUGAAAUGAGAAAUGCAAUUUUUUUCCUCAUUGCUGUAUUAUUUCACUAGUCAAAGCUUAUAUAAACAGUAUUUAUUGAAUAAAAAAGAAGACGAAGAAGAAUAUUUGUAUUAUUGAGCCAUGGUCAAAGCUUUGGCCCUCUUGGUCCCUAACACUGUGGAUCCUCAGUAGAAGAAUCUAUGGUCUACUUCCUGUCAUUGAAGUUAUUAGUGUGCAGUGGAGGUUUCAACACAUGGCCAAUGGAAGGGCAACCUCUAGGCCCGUGGGCAGCAAUAGGACACUGACUUUUACUGUGUCAUCCUUUUGUCUCUUUCAUUUUCAACUUUUUUGCCCCAAAACCUGUUUCUGCUAUUGUUGUUGUCGGACAAAUAUGUGCAAUGUUAUCAAUGUUUUCAAUUGCUGCCUCUGUCUUUUGCCCUUACACACAUUCACAUACACGUCCACAUACAUGUACACAUAGUAGUGGUUGUAGCUUGUAUGGCUGCCUGGGCGAACCUCCACUUCAGCCCCCCUCUGUCAUUUUUAUUCAGACAUUUGUAACACAAAUAAAUAAUCAAAACAUUUUAAAAUAUAUACAAAAUAAGACUCAUAAAUAUCAAAAAGAAGUAACAAAGACAAAUAGAAACAAAUGGCAAGAUGCCACCAUGGGCACCUACCCAUGUCACCUAUACCUAAAUCCGCCACUGUGUACACGACACGUACAGAGGAGGCUAGUGAGAGGAGGUAUAGGAGGACAGGCUCAUUGUAAUGGCUGAAUGGAAUAAAUUAAACAGAAUCAAACACAUGGAAACCACAUGAUUGACUCUGUUCCAUUGAUUCCAUUCCAGCCCGUCCUCCUGUAGCUUCUCUCACCAGCCUCUUCUGGUACGCACGCGCACGCACACACACGCACACACACACACACACACACACACACACACACACACACACACACACACACACACACACACACACACACACACACACACACACACACACAAACACACACACCGGAUGGACCUUGUUGCUUUGAGAGAAUAAACCAGCUAAAAUAUUUCAGGCCAUGCUUUUUGGUUCUGCCAUAUGUCUGUAAAAUUCAAAUGGUAUCCUAUUUUGGUUUCAAUUGUACAUCUUUAUUUUGAUCAUUUUCUUAGUAAAAAGUUAA